AUUGCCCUACAUGGUGAAGGAGAUUUCGCAAUCGCACCGAACACACCUCUCUGUUCCAAACAACAACACGGCGAGUUCAAGUCCCAGACCGAACAGAGGAAUCUGAAUCAAAUUUAAAUCGGAUUGGACAGUUAGACUGAAACACUCCGCCACUAGACGACAGCCUCACCCGGCCCCCUCGUCACCCAUCAACCAGUGCUAGUGGUUUUGUAUCACCAGCGCCAGAAGGUGGUGGAUCCAGAUGAGCAGACCUCCCCAUCAGAACCCCCCUACAACGCAACCUAACGGCGUGAGCGUCAUCCAGAGCCAGGCACGCCGCGCCCCACCGGCUCCGCCCCUUGCCUCAGCCCCCCGGCGACCACGACCACAGCAGCGGCAGCAGGCACCCCCGCCGGACCCAGCCCCUCGCUCCGCAGCAGGGGGCACAGCCACGUCCACCGGCAGGAUGAAGAAGCCCUCGGCGGAGAAGGACAGCGACGAGUACCGGCAACGGCGCGAGCGCAACAACCUGGCGGUGAAGAAGAGUCGCAUGCGCAGCAAGCAGAAGGCGCAGGACACGCAGCAGCGCGUCAACGAGCUGAAGGAGGAGAACGAGCGUCUGGAGGCCAAGAUCAAGCUGCUGAGCAAGGAGCUGAGCGUGCUCAAGGACCUCUUCCUGGAGCACGCCCACAACCUGGCCGACAACGUGCAGCCGGCGGGCGCGGCGCCCGACGGGGCCAGCCCCGCCAACGGCGCGGCUAACAACCACAGCCAGUGAAGCGCCGCUACGUGACGAUUGGUCAGUUUUUUUUAUUAUGGAGGGAAAGGCGGGAGUUACCGCUGUGAACAUGGAAGCGCCUUUUUUUGUGUUCGCCGUUUUAUGGAUGGAACUAUUUUAUAUACAUUUGAUCAACUCUUGAUAAGUGAAUUAGUUACUGGCUGAAACUCGACAAGCUUUGGUUAGUUGAUUAUAUAUUUUUUCCCUUAGUACACUUCACGCCUCUUCCUCUUCCUCCACGGUUGGACAGUUCUGGAAGAGACUCUGAACUCUGUCACACCAAGUGGACUCACUGAGAAGAGACACUCUCUCCUGUGUGUGUGUGUGUGUGUGUGUGUGUGUGUGUGUGUGUGUGUGGGUGUGUGUGGGGGGGGGGGGGGUCCUACUUGCUGCUGGUCAAUAAUCGGCAAACAAAAAAAGCAUGUCUGUUGGAGGAAGGUAGGCGGGGGCAGCCAGAUGCACUGCUGGCCGAGCGGACUCUGCACACUUGCCUAUCCAGCACACACACACACACACACUCUGGCUGUCUCUCUUUCGCACACAAACUUCAGGAUCUUGGCACUGCAGUUUUUUCUAUAUUUAAAUUUUCUACUGCUUUUACUCAACAGAACCGCAUGUUGGUUAUUUGCAUGGGGGGGGGGGAUAUUUUAAUGUUCAGAAGAGAAUUGAUAACCUGUAAGGUUGUAAUCAGCAACGUCUUGAUAUUAUUCUGACGCAGCUUUGCAGACACCAUUUUUCCACAGAUCUGAUGGUUGGUGUAAAUGUUGCUGGGCGGCAUUUCUCAGUGGUGGCCUGGUUUUUUUAUAAGUGUCUUGGGAAUAUGUAUUGUAAAAUAAAAAUGUAAUUAUAAAUGUU
Messenger RNA from Gadus macrocephalus (Pacific cod), 1612 nucleotides. It is a transcript of the gene cebpg, whose product is annotated as CCAAT enhancer binding protein gamma. Lineage: Eukaryota; Metazoa; Chordata; Actinopteri; Gadiformes; Gadidae. The record is from RefSeq and is a predicted model, not a curated record. Gene Ontology annotation, molecular function: DNA-binding transcription factor activity, RNA polymerase II-specific; RNA polymerase II cis-regulatory region sequence-specific DNA binding. Gene Ontology annotation, biological process: regulation of transcription by RNA polymerase II; DNA-templated transcription. The transcript has 2 exons. Bases 242 to 757 code for a protein of 171 amino acids.